UUGCAGACUUUCAGAUCAUCUCUAUCUUUAUAUAUAGUGAGAUUGAGAAGAAGAUCAGAUAAGCUAAAAGCUUUAGUUUCCACUUCUAGCAGUUACUUGGCUACAAAGUAUGGCUGGUUUCUCUGGUCACUGGGCUUUUGUAUUUGGAGUGUUUGGAAAUAUCAUCUCCUUCUUCGUGUUCCUUUCUCCACUGCCUACGUUCUACCAGAUAUACAAGAAAAAGACGACAGAAGGGUUCCAGUCAAUCCCCUAUGUUGUCGCCCUGUUCAGUGCCAUGCUGUGGAUUUACUAUGCUUUUCUCAAGUCCAACACCACACUUCUCAUCACCAUCAACUCCUUUGGCUGCUUCAUCGAAACCAUUUACGUUUGUUUCUACCUCUUCUACGCCACCAAGAAAGACAGGGUACAAACCCUGAAGCUACUACUUCUUAUGGUAGUUGGUGGCUUUGGUGCCAUAGUUCUUGUCACCCAAUUUCUAUUCAAAGGCAUAAUCCGUGCCCAAGUCGUAGGAUGGAUUUGUCUCGUGUUCUCUUUGUGCGUAUUUGUCGCCCCAUUGUGCAUUCUGAGACAAGUGAUACGAACUAAGAGUGUGGAGCACAUGCCGUUUCUGCUAUCCGUUUUUCUCACCUUAAGUGCAGUUGCAUGGUUCUUCUAUGGCUUACUUCUUAAAGACAUGAACAUUGCUGUUCCAAACGUUUUGGGAUUCAUCUUUGGAAUUCUGCAAAUUGUGCUGUACGCUGUGUACAAGAACAAAAAGACAUCAUCAUCACCGGAAGUGUCACUGGAAAACCCUGCAACGACAACAAUUGUGGAAGACAAUAAAAAGCAGAAACAUCAUCUUCCAGUAGCUGAGUUGACAGAGGAACAGAUCAUCGACAUAGUGAAGCUUGGAUCUCUGGUUUGUUCCGAGAAAAUUAACGUUGUUUCCUGCAUCAAAGACUGGGGAGCUGCUGAAUCGUCCAAGGUUGAUAAUUAUAAGGUGCAAGCUGUGAAAGUGUGAACUGAUCUGAUUGAUUUUUCAGGUUUCUGGAAGUCCAUGCAUGCAUGCAUGAAUGGGUCUGAUUUGAUCUGUAUGCAUUUUCAUGUCAUCUCUGUACGUAAUAAUGUAUUGCAAAUCAAAAUGUAUUCUAAAAAAUUGGUUUAGUGGUGUAAGGUCUGCUGAGGAUAUAAAUACAACGUAUUGUAUUCUAUGAUUAAAAUAUUCCUAUUUUUAGACUGUUA
This is a messenger RNA of Ipomoea nil (Japanese morning glory), 1221 nucleotides long. RefSeq names its product bidirectional sugar transporter SWEET12-like. Lineage: Eukaryota; Viridiplantae; Streptophyta; Magnoliopsida; Solanales; Convolvulaceae. The coding region runs from base 110 to 1000 and encodes 296 amino acids. Gene Ontology annotation, molecular function: sugar transmembrane transporter activity. The record is from RefSeq and is a predicted model, not a curated record. Gene Ontology annotation, biological process: carbohydrate transport. Gene Ontology annotation, cellular component: membrane. The transcript is spliced from 6 exons.